UAUCAUGACUUUAUCUACCUUUCGACUGGGUGCUGAUUUUGGUGCUGCUUUUGAUUUGGCUUAGCGAAAUUUCAGUCUGUCUGCAUAAUUUCUUGGCGGUUUGAUAAAUGUCCCGCAAAUCGCUGGCGACACUUGGCAUCCUUCCAGCGGUCAUGCCUAAAAAAGUAGGCAGCAACAAUUUCGAAACAGUUUUUUCUUUGCGUAUAUAUUAAUAACUGUCAUUUCGGUGGGACGCAGUCAUUGUCUCAUCCUCCCAAAAACACUAACCCACACACGCACACCAUUUCUUUGAUAUUUUUUCACUUUACUUAAGAAAUUCAUAUGUCUCUUAGGGUUUCCCUUCCUCUUUUUUUUUUGUAUUUUUUUGCCCAGCACUUUUUUCCAUAAUUCAACGGGGCGUGGAUCCUGGAUCCUUUGCCUAGGUUUAGGUGUGGUUGCAACUUUUGGCGCGUGUAUAUGAAAAUUAUGUUAAUUUAUACCCCGCUUGGCUGCGGAUCCUGCUGUUUCCCUCGUUCUCUAGCUGGAUUGAAGGCGGCUUCCCCAUGGGGCGUCUGUUUGGGUUAACAUAAUGUUCUAGGGGGUGUUUGUAGGGAGUGCUCGACUUUGGAUUGACUUUAAGGUUUUUAAAAUAUUUCUAUUCUACGUUGCAAGUUGCAAGUCCUAUUCAUAUAGUUUCUUUCAUUGAUGUUCUUUAGCAUAAUAGUUGAAUUUUAGAAAUUUAGCAACCUAUUAUAAUAAUACAUGUAGAGGAACUAUUUUAAAACAAAGUAAAGGGUAUUAUACCAUAUUCAACUCCUUGACAAUCUUUUCCAGCCACGUCUGUUGCUUGCGUGUGCGUUUUUAUGCAUUAAAUUAGGCAACCUUAGUCUGGUCUGGAAUAUGUUAUAUCAGUCUUCUCCAGUUUGGCAGACGCUGUCAUCGUCACAAUUUGUAUAAGCUCCUUAAAGGGUUAAGGCCAGAAAGCGAGUUGCACAAGCAGACGGCCGCAUAUUAAUUUUACAGUAACAUGUUGCACAACGAUGGGGCAUUAUAUAAAUUGCUUGCUGCAAUUUUGUACUGGUAUUGUUGAAUUUAUGAGAAGUAUGGACCGCAAUAUUUAUCACAUGUCCAGUGCCAACAUUUAACGCUCUCUUUCUCGCAUUUAUAUAGAGAAUAUAUAUUGUAUUCCAUUGUAUAAUAAUCCAGAACUAAGCAUUCAUUUCCAGAUGUAGAGAGGGAGAGAACUGUAGAAAGUUUUGCGGUACGAUUUGCACUUCUGGUUGGGGCAUUAAUUAUGAUAAUAUUUUCUUCGGACUUUAAUAAGCAUUUGGCAUUCAGGGUGCCCCUCAAAUAUGCAAACAGUUUGCCCUGUCUUGCCACUGCCACUUGACUUCAUUGUCGGGUAAUUACAAUAAGACGGUCAUAAGCUCAUCGAAAAGUAGAGAGUGCCAAAUGCAAGAUGCAAAUGGCAGAGGACCAGGGAACCUCAUUGUCUCCUUCGCAUUAAUUAACUGACAGAUGGGAAUGUCUGCUAGGGAAGUUGUCUUACUUCGUUGUCUUCUGUCUUCUGUGUUUAAACCUCUGUGGCUGGGCUCAAAUAAAUCUCUGCCGUUUAAAUACCCUGAAUGUCUAUAAUUGUGAAAACAAAUAUGGAAUGUUGGCAUUGUAAAGGGAAACUUAAAUUGGGGCAUAAAUAAUGUAAAUGUUUGGGCUUGAAAGUGAAAAUUUAGCAGUUCUUAUGCAAAUAAUUAAAUUCGAAAUUUAUGCAACUAGUUCAUUGAUUGAAUCGCAAAGUGGCAAGAACUCCGAAUACCUUUUUGAUAUGAUUGAUGUUAUAUAAUAUUCUAAGCAAUAUCAAUGGAUUUAUAAUGCAUAGUAAUAACUUAUUACCGUGCUUUUAGCAGGCUGCUCAGCUAUCUACUAAAUAAUUUAAAUUAUUUUCCACAGUCUAUGUUUGUAUUAAUAAGUAGGAAUCCCUGAAUUGCUUAUCAAUUUCGUUUAAACUUCAAAAAUAUUAUGUGGCUUAGUUUCCUUUUGCUUCUGCAAGUUCCAAUGAUUUUCCUUGAAAACAUCACUUCAGUUGAUCAUUAUAUGGACACAGGCUAUAGUCAUCUCAGUUCUCAUUUGGUAUCUCUGCGGACUCGCAAGUUUAUACACUCUCCCGGAGAUAAUCACUUCUGUACUGGCGUCAUCCUUACUAAUCAUCACAUACUUACAUCAGCACAUUGCCUUACAGAUAAAAGAGGUUUGAUGACGAAAAAAAAACGAAUUGUGGUGGCCCUUUGCGCUGCCAUCUUUAAGAUUCCUGAGUCAGAGGAAUUUCUUAUGGAAAUUGAGAAUAUGGUUAUCCAUCCGUAUUAUAGAAGAAACCAACGCGAUGACUUAGCUGUAAUUAAACUAAAGAGGACUAUCAAAUUUGAUGUCCAUCAUUUGGCCAAAGCUGCUAUAGGAAACUAUUCACUGGAAGUGGGAAAAGACUGCAAAACUAUUGGUGGAAACUUUGGCAUACGAAUGCAAAAACUUGAAUCAUUUCCAAACAAGUUAUUUCUGGAUGUCACACUGCGUCCAUUUGAGGAGUGUUUAGAUGCCAAGAAGGAUCUAAAAGAGGGUUACGCGGAAAGCGAAGAUCUUAUUUGUGCAAAGUCAUUGGAACCACGUAUUUGUAUCACCGAUUUCGGUGGGCCGCUAUUCUGCGAUGGACAGCUCUAUGGUAUUGCUUUGGGAGCCGUUAAUUGUUCCAGUACAGAUCCGGUUUUCUUCAGUCACGUGCCUUUCUACUCCAGCUGGAUGAACAAAAUGAUGUCUCAGGGAUUGGAGCUGCAACCGCAUCAUAAAUGGAUAUUUUUCUUUACUUUUCUCAACUGUAUUUUGGGCAACUUUCACCUGCACCAGUCAGUGGAUAUCUAAAUCUCCCGAAAAAGGAAAAAUUGCUGGCCUUAGAGCUUCCCCUGCGAUUAAUGGAAAAUUGAGGAAAGCCCUAGGAAACUUUCGCUCGUAAUGCACCUGUAUGCCACGUGUGGCAAAUGUCACGUUCACUUUCCCCUCCCCAGAAAAACCGCAUUGACUUUCCUUUCAACUUUAACAACAAUAUUUUCGGUUGUUGCCUAACACUUUUGCACUUCUGCAUUAAUCAAGGCAAAAAAGAAACUGCCGAAAAAAAGUUAAUAAAUUUGUACAUAAAACAUGAUUGAUAAAGGCCAUAAAUAAUCCCAAUAAUAAAUAGAAAAUUGGUCAAGAAAAAAGUAAAAGGCCGCGACACGGCAAUUUGAUGUAACAACCAAUCAUUAUUAAUAGCCACGAAACGCUGGAUAAAAACCCAAACCAUAAAGGUAAAAAGAAAUUGCACACACACGCGAUAAUGUUGGCCGAAAAGAAAAGCCAGGAGUUAACGAUUUCAAGUGUUGUGCUCAACUCUUGUUGUUUAACUUCCUCCCCAUUGACUUUGAGUUCAAGUCGGUCGCUGUCAGUCGAUGGAUGGAAAGCCAGCCAUAAAUCAGUAAUAAUUAUCUUUUUUGUUGCUCUACAAUUGCCCGAAUGCAGGUAGCUGGUAUCACAAAAGCUGAUAAAUCGAUGCUGAUAAAUUGAAAAUUACCAGUCAAGCGAUAUAUAAUGGUCGGGAUGAUAAGCUCACAGAUUGCAUACACAAACGUACAUGUACUCGUGCAUACAGCAUUUGAUUUUUCUUUUAUAGUGCUGAAAUUGCAUAUCAAUUUGUGGUAGACAGCAGCCCAGACAUACAUGUUGGAUUUAUAUAUUUUCUUUCUCUUUUAAAAUCAACUAGAUGUUGAUUGGGAC
Drosophila eugracilis is the source of this 3774-nucleotide messenger RNA. Its product is annotated as ovochymase-2. Gene Ontology annotation, molecular function: serine-type endopeptidase activity. The transcript is spliced from 3 exons. The record is from RefSeq and is a predicted model, not a curated record. Lineage: Eukaryota; Metazoa; Arthropoda; Insecta; Diptera; Drosophilidae. Gene Ontology annotation, biological process: proteolysis. The coding region runs from base 1996 to 2886 and encodes 296 amino acids.